CGUGGCAUCAGCAACCCAAAAAGCCCUACCCGUUUAACGACUGCGGCGCUCGACCCUCGUCUCGUGCUCGCUCGAUUCCUAGGGCUCCGAUCGAAGCGGAGCUCCGCCCACGCCCGUUCUUCCCCGUCCUCUCUCGAUCCGCAGGAAGGGUUCUUUACUGUUUUAGUAGUUCUACAGGAAUGGCAUUGCCAACCGCAUCUCCUGUUUCUUCUCUGACUCCACAAGUGAUUGGUAGUGCAUUUGUGCAACAAUAUUACCACAUUCUUCAUCAAUCACCAGAAAUGGUUCACAAGUUCUAUCAGGAUUCAAGCACUGUAAACCGCCCAAAUUCUGAUGGAGAGAUGACUUCAGUGAUGUCGGUGCAAGCCAUCAAUGACAUGAUAAUGUCCUUGGACUUCAGAAACUGUUUCACUGAGAUAGAGACAGCAGAUUCACAAAUUUCAUACCAGAAUGGGGUGCUUAUUGUAGUGACUGGAUCAUUCAUUGGACAGGAUGCUAUUCGGAGGAAAUUUGCACAGUCAUUCUUCCUUGCCCCUCAGGAAAAAGGAUGUUACUUUGUCUUGAAUGAUGUGUUCAGAUUUUUGAGUGAAACACGGCAAAGGGAAAUGAAUUAUAUGUUGGGUGAUGGCACAAAAGAUGAUUCACCUCAAGUUCUUAUAUCUCCUGAAGCAGAACCAACUUGUCAAGAGCAUGAUGCUCCAGAAACUCCAUUAUUAGAGGAGAAUGCUGACAAUAUGGAAGAAUUACCUAACCAAUCAGAGGAUGGUGGUUCAGGUUUUGAAGAUGAGGUCGUUGUGGAUCAACCAGCUGAUACAGGUGAAAGUGAUUCACAGACAGUUCAUGAAGUGAUUGCCUCUGGAGGUCAAGAUGAUUUGCCUAAGAAGUCGUAUGCAUCCAUUGUUAAAGUGAUGAAAGGGAGUUCAUCACCAGUAGCAGUUUAUACAACUCCCAAGGAAAAGGUGGAGGUAGCCCCUCAGGAACCAGUGAUUGUGUCUCCAGCUCCGGCUUCUACCCCAGAAGUUUCUCAUCCUGCUAGCAACAAUUUCCCUGAGAAUAACAACAAUGUUGAAGAGGAGGGACAUUCAAUAUAUAUUCGGAACUUAUCCUUGAAUGCAACAGCUGAACAAGUUGAGGAGGAAUUUAAGAAAUUUGGACCUAUUAAGCCUGGUGGUGUUCAAGUUAGAAGCCACAAGGUUGAGCGCUACUGUUUUGGCUUUGUUGAGUUUGAGUCACUGAAAUCCAUGCAAGCUGCAAUUGAGGCAUCACCAGUCAUGAUUGGAGGUCGUCAGGCUAUUGUUGAGGAGAAGAGAACAACAACGCGAGUCGUUAAUGGGGUGGUCACCAAUAAUGGCACUGGAAAUAGUGGGAGAGGGCGCUUCCAGUUGGGAAGAGGUGCUUUCAGAAACGACAACUUCCGGGGACGCGGCAGCUUCAGCUCCAAUAUGGGCUACAGGAAGAAUGAGUUCAGGAACCGAGCUGAGUACUCUGGCCAUGGUUGGGGCCCAGGAUUCCGUGGCAGCGAUGGUUAUCAGCAGCGCACCUUUCAGAAUGGGGAUGGCAUGAUCGAGCAGCGCACCUUUCAGAAUGGGGAUGGGGAUGGCAUGAUCGUAGGCCGCUCGAGAGGAGGAGGACCCAAGAUAACUGCUGUUUCAGCAUAGUAGAUCGUUUGAUGAUUCUGCCUUUUCACAUUGAUGUCAAAUCGAUCUGUUUCUUGAUUUGGUAUCUGACCUAUAAUUGGGAAACCUUAUGGGAAAUCAAUUUUUGACUGGGUUGCCACUGUGGACAAUGGUUCCACUUUCCUUUUGGGGGGAUUGAUGCAUCUUGUAUCAUCUUUCGAUCAAAUUCUAGAUAUGAAUUUCAUUGAAGGAGUACAUCUUAGUUAUAA
Messenger RNA from Musa acuminata AAA Group (dessert banana), 1885 nucleotides. Its product is annotated as nuclear transport factor 2. Gene Ontology annotation, cellular component: ribonucleoprotein complex; cytosol. Gene Ontology annotation, molecular function: mRNA binding. The transcript is spliced from 10 exons. NCBI's taxonomy places the organism in Eukaryota, Viridiplantae, Streptophyta, Magnoliopsida, Zingiberales, Musaceae. Bases 180 to 1658 code for a protein of 492 amino acids. The record is from RefSeq and is a predicted model, not a curated record.